GCCUGAUCCUUUUUGUUUCUUUUUUACACAUUUUACCAUCGUUGACCAUGUCUUGUCCCCCGCCUAAUCCUAAAGGAUUGCAGUGGGUUCAGGAACAAAAAACAAAAUGGCGCAAAUUGGGCGACGAGAAAAUAGCCAGUGUCCGCCAAGUGAGCGAGAUGCAUCGUCGUUGGUUCCAGUCGCCUUCUACUGUAAGAGCUCUUUUAGCUAGUAGACGAUCGUUUCAUAAUGUUGGCACGACCUCGGGUGACGACGACAGCAGUACCUUGCGCGAUUCCUCCACGAAAGACUACGAUCAACUUGCAUCACCAUCACCAUCGCCAGUGCGGACGAGCCCCGAUCCUAUUUCUCCCAGUGAUGUUCUACCCUUUGCCAGUGUCAUAUCAACUAUGUCAUGUUUAACGGAGGAAGAGCCCACCAAUCAGCCCCGUUCAUUAUCACUCUCCUCCGACCCACAGAAUGAUAACGAAACGCAGACAACCAUAUCAAGCCACCGUGCUGGCAGUUCGAGAUCUCCACUCUAUAAUAAAGAGGAGCAAGAUGCAAAUAUGGGCGAAAAGCAACUACUGGAUUCAAUACGCAAAACAUCCAGCACGGCACCCAGUACGAUUCAGCAUGACAUUUACAGUAAAGCAUCCACAACACAUGAUAAGCACGACUUGGAACGAUUCGCAGUGAACAUCACCAAUCCAAGCUCAUCAUUUGCAAACACCGACACGAUGGAUUCGAUAAAUACGUCGUCGCAAAGCAAAUCAUAUGCAACAAAAAGAAGAUCCAGCAGACUAAGCACUACAUCGUCCCUAUUAAAUAAUCUACGCCUUUCAUCAGACCUUUCAUCAUCAUCAUCGCCAUCAACAUCAUCAUCUCAAAGAAAAGCCAUUGCAGAUGGCAUGGAUUCGAAAAGACGGUCAUCAGCAACCUCGGAUUCCUUGCCACCCACGCCCACGGCACCAAACGAUACUCGCAGAAGAACCUUGCUUAAACGAUCAUCAUCAGUCAUGUCCUUGGAUGUACCACUAUCGCCGGAAAACCAUUCGGAAAAAUCAUCAUCAUCACAACAAGCAUUCUCCACUUUUCUUACAACCGAUCCUUCAAUUAAUGACAAGCAGUGGGAUGUGGAUCACAGUCCUGAACCAUAUACACCGUUCACUCCAAUUCGUACGCGAGCGAGUCCAAAAGCGCAUUCUUGGACUGAAACGAAACCAAGCCAGCCUGAUGAACAUGGCGGCGAUAAUGUGCGGAACAACGACGAUGACGAUGAUGAUGAUGAUGAGGUCUGCAUUGUCGAAUCUGUCCGUCAUGUUGAUAUCGUGGGUGGACGAUCGCGCCCGAGUAUGGGAAUUCAAGCCAUCAUUGAAGCGAAUGCAAAAACAAAACAACCAUCAUUCCGGCGCUCUCCCUCUGCAAAGUCGUCUACCGGAUCAUCCGCUUCUAAUACCUCAAUAGAGCGAAACAACAAGCGACAGUCAAAUGAUGUCAAUUAUCACUCUGCAAAACGGAUCAAAUCGCUUGGCGCUUCAUCAAACUCCCGUGCCAAUCCGCAGUCGCCCGCCAAUAAAAAGGCCCCACCUAUCACUACCCCUGCCACGAACAUGAUCAGCAACAACGGCAUCAGCAAAGUUUCAAAAAUGGGUUUUGCACGACCCACUGUAGCUUCUCAAAUCAAGGCAACAGCCGUCAAGAAACCUUUGUCGCCAGCGAGUUUGGCAUCCAGGAGAAAUCUCAUGUCGACUUCGGCUGCGCCGCAGAAGAAAUCGGCUUUAGCAUACGCUACGAGUUCCAAAACCAUGCCAUAUACCAAGCCCCUCCAAACCAAUGUAACACUAGCCAAGCUGUCAUCCAAAGCCAUCCAGUUGGCAGCUAACGAGACACUGGAGCAGCAAGCGCAAGCGAAUGGUACGGAAACGACGCCAGCCCAGGCGGAGAGGUCUGUCAUUGAUGAUAAUGAGAGUUGUGAUUCUUUGGCGACCGUUAUACCCAGCUGGGCAGAAGACCCAGAACUGACCCAGAUCCUGGAAAGACAACGCGAAAUCGAUGCAGACAGUAUAUUUAUGUCCAUGCCUGCAUUUAACAUGGAGGAAAUUUUCUCUGAAAUGUCGCGUAACGGAUCAAGUUCAUUCCACCCUAUUCCUGUGGAACAGUCACCCUUCUGAAUGAGCAUUCGCAGGGAUGAUUCCCGCGCCGACUUCUUUUUUUUUUUUUUUUUGGUUCCUGCCCAAUAUUUUUUUU
Messenger RNA from Radiomyces spectabilis, 2229 nucleotides. RefSeq lists its product as uncharacterized. The record is from RefSeq and is a predicted model, not a curated record. NCBI's taxonomy places the organism in Eukaryota, Fungi, Mucoromycota, Mucoromycetes, Mucorales, Radiomycetaceae. The transcript is spliced from 8 exons. The coding region runs from base 48 to 2153 and encodes 701 amino acids.